Paramecium pentaurelia is the source of this 3045-nucleotide messenger RNA. Lineage: Eukaryota; Ciliophora; Oligohymenophorea; Peniculida; Parameciidae. The record is from the annotation of a GenBank genome assembly.
AUGUCAAACAUCUAUGUUACUACAAGUAACAUUAAUAAUGUUUCAUCAACUUAAAGAAAAAGAAUAUUUGAUAACACUCAACCAAAUUAAGUUCAAAAUCAUUUACAAUUACCAACUUAAAAACAACCUGAUUUAAGUGUUAAUUCAUUGAAUAUUGAUCCUGAACUUUCUUAUAUUGCACCAAUUGAAAUUGAGUAAUAAAAGCCUUCUUCUAGAAUUGAAGGUUAAAUAAAAAGCGAAAUUAGAAAUGAUUAAAUAUCUUAAGAAGAUCCUGCAAAACAAAGUUUAUUGAAAGAUGUUUAAUUAGAGAAUUUAGAAAAUAUUUUCACAUUAUUUAGAUCAACAGUACCAAUGAAUUAAUCUAAUCUAUAAUCUUCAAGAUUAAUGACAUCAAAUGUAGAGCCUUAAUAUUACUAAUAAUUAGAAAUUGAUGCAGAAAAUAUAAGAGAUCGUAUUAAAAUGGAAGGAAGAACAGUGCAUACUAUUAUUGAAAAGCAUAGUAAAAUAAAAUAAUAAAAAUUAAAUGUUACUUAAUAACUUAAAAAUAUACAAUCUAAAUUAAUUUAGUAUGAUUAAUGUACAUCUUAUUCAAAAUUUUAAAGAGAAAUCAAAUAUGAAUUUAAUCAAUUUGAAUCAAAAGCUGAUGAAUUAAGAGAUAUAUUUAAUGAAGCAUUUAAUUUUAUGUCAGUUAUUUCAGUGGCAGCCUAUGAAAGAUUGCAUAAACCUUUUGAUGAAUCAGAAAUAGUAAGUGAAGCUGAAUUUACAUCAGUUUCCUUAAAACAUUUCUCAGAUAUAGAAUUAAUUGCCAAAGAGUAUGAAUAAAUUCUCUCUGAAAAAAGAAGGUAAAUAGUAUUCACUAAAAUUUAGAUUGGGAAAUAUCAAUCAAAAUCAUUAGCAAUAUAAAUCUAUUUGUUCAAAAUUAUUACAAUUAAUUAAAUCAUUUCCAUAAUUAGAAUAAGAGUUUUAACAAAAAAUGAUUAAUUUAUAAAGAGUAUCUUCAAUAUAUUUUAAAGGGGUUUCAAGAGAUAUCUAAAUAUGUUUAUCAAAUUAUUAGUUAAUUAUUUAAGAUUAUAGGCUAUCAUUAGCUUCAAUUGAUAAAAUUGCUAUUCAUAAAGAUUUAUUAUAAGAAUAUUUUGAUAGCUUUGAUUAUUAUUAAUAUCUAAUUUUUUAUUUAAAUUAAUAACCUUAAAAUUACAAAGAUAACUAUUAUUAAUUUAAAUACUAAAAGGAUGAAAUUAAAUUUAUACAUGUUAAUUAGAGUAAAUAUUUUUUUGCAAUGAAGAAUAAGAUAUAUUAGAAAUCUUGUUUAUAUAUCGAUAACAUUCAAAAUUAAAUAAAUUCAUAGAAAACAGCAGUGCAAUUCAUAAUUCCUUUGAUAGAUUAAUUUAAAAAAUAUAAAAAUAACAAUUUUUAGGACUUUUUUGAUUAAAUAUUCAAUAAUCUAUAAUAAUCCAUAUCCAAGGAUUAAUGGCAACAUCUUAUUAAUCUAUACUAAGAAGUCUAAUAAUCUAAAUGUACACUUAAAAAAUUACUAGUAAAAUUAAACACAAUAUAAUAAUAACACCCUAGUUUAAGUGAAUUUAAAGAGAAAUUUAUUAGAAAAAUAGAGACAGAGCUUAAAUUUAUAGAUUCUUUAAAUCCAAAAGUAGAACCAUAUUUAAAUAUUCAAGAUAUUGAUACACAUGUUUAAUAUUUGACAUUUAAAGAAAACUAUUAAAAAUAACGAUAAAUUAUAGAUUUAAAAAUACAAGAAAUAAUUGUUAAUUUACCUUAAUAAUUAUAAUUAAGUGAUAUUGAGAGUUAAAAUUUGAAAAAAAUAAACAUUGAAAAAUUCUUUAGUUUAUCACAUUAAUUGGAAUAAACAGCUAUAAGAUUAUAAAGAAAGAAGGUUUCUAUAGAUGUUGAACAUAUUAGGUUAUAAUUAUAAUAGGAUAUAAUAUUUGAAAAAGAUGUUAUAUGUUUAUUAGAAUCUAUGUAAUAUUUACAUACUGGAAAUUUAUAAAUGAUUGUUGAGGAUUUUAAUGAAAUAGAUUAGAAGAAUAACAAUAGUUCUUUAUAGUAAUUAAUAGAAGUAAUUAUAGAAAGUGAAAAAAGAAUUGAAUUAAUACAAAGUGAUAAAUUACAAGAUAUUAAAUAAGUUUAAGUAUAAGGAUUUAAAUGGAUAUUAAAUUUAUUUAAAUAAUAUGAUUAAUUUAGAAAAGUAUUUAUUCUUAAAUAUAAAGAAUUUAAUUAAACUCAUAUUCCAAAUGUAGAAAGAAGAAUAAAUUGAAUAUUCAAGAACUAUUGAUAUUUCAAAUUUUGAAGACUUUAUUGCUAUAAAUAGAUUUAGUCAUUUAUUCUAUUAUCUUAAUUAAUAUCCAAGAAAAUAUUAACAUUGGGCUUAAAUAAAGAAUGAAUUAAUUAAAGUAAUAAUAAGUUCAUUUAAAAUUUCAAAUAAGAAAGUGAUGGAAAAAAUAGAUGUUUUAGGAGGAGAUAAGCCAAUAAAUUUACUUUAAUUUGAUUAAGAUAAUACAGAGAGAAUAUUAAAAUGGUUUUAAUUAGAAUAAAAUCAUUCCAAUAUAGCCAAAGCUGUAUUAUUAUAUUAAGGUUACAAAAAGACUAAAAUGUCAAAUUCUCAAUUUUCUUCUCCAUAUUAAUAAUAGGAUUAAAAAUAAAGACAAUUAAUUGAAAUUUAGACAAAGAUGUUUGAUGUUAUUAAUAAAUUAAAAGAUUAAAUAGAAAUUCUUCCUUGUGAAGUAAAAUUUGCAUAUCAUAAUGCAGUGGAUUCAUAUACAGAAGAAGAAUUAGAUAAGAUUAUUUUUACUGAAUUAUAAGAGGAAUGGGUCUUAGAUUAUAUGGAAAAAGGAUAAGACCUAUCUUUUUUGGCAGAUUUAUAAAAUAAUUCAGGUAUCUUUGAUACUAUAUUAUUAAAUUAAAGUUUAAUAUUUAUCAAUUUGAAUUAGAUAUUGCAGUAAUAUUAUUUAUUUAAUAUUUAGAACAUAAAAUGAAAUUGAUGUUAAAUAAAUAAGAAGUAAUCUUUUCUAAGUAAUUAAACAUUAGACAUGA